Thunnus maccoyii (southern bluefin tuna) is the source of this 1625-nucleotide messenger RNA. RefSeq names its product Ras homolog, mTORC1 binding (gene rheb). Lineage: Eukaryota; Metazoa; Chordata; Actinopteri; Scombriformes; Scombridae. Gene Ontology annotation, biological process: small GTPase-mediated signal transduction. Gene Ontology annotation, cellular component: plasma membrane. Bases 250 to 804 code for a protein of 184 amino acids. The transcript has 8 exons. Gene Ontology annotation, molecular function: GTPase activity; GTP binding; GDP binding. The record is from RefSeq and is a predicted model, not a curated record.
UCAUUACAUUGCAAAGGGGAGUGACGCAGUUAUUGUAGAUCUAUACUCCAUGCUUUUUCAUAUGACCUGAAAUAACAUUAUUUUCAAGCCGUGGACGUAAAAUUUUCUCGUAAACUCAGCAAAGAACAGGGACCUCUGCUGUCAUCUUUAGGCUGUAUGUCGAAUCUUUGCGCUCCUUGAAUUUGGAUGCCAUUCCGGUUGGAGGUUGCGGUACACCCCGAGGACUAGAUGCGAUAACCAGAACGAGAUAUGCCGCAGCCGAAAUCACGAAAAAUCGCCAUCCUCGGGUACAGAUCCGUAGGAAAGUCCUCUUUGACAAUUCAGUUUGUGGAAGGCCAGUUCGUUGACUCCUAUGACCCCACAAUAGAAAACACGUUUACUAAAAUGAUCACAAUAAAUGGACAAGAGUACCAUCUUCAGCUGGUAGACACAGCAGGACAGGAUGAGUACUCUAUCUUCCCACAGACUUACUCCAUAGAUAUCAACGGUUACAUUCUGGUCUAUUCAGUUACAUCUAAUAAAAGCUUUGAAGUUGUACAAGUUAUCCAUGAAAAACUGUUGGACAUGGUGGGGAAAGUUCAAGUACCAAUUAUGCUCGUCGGUAACAAGAACGACCUACAUAUGGAGCGAGUAAUCAGUUGCGAAGAGGGAAAAGCAUUAGCUGAAUCCUGGAAUGCUGCCUUCAUGGAGUCCUCAGCUAAAGAGAACCAGACAGCCGUGGAGGUUUUCCGGAGGAUGAUCCUGGAGGCAGAGAAGAUGGACGGCGGCGUGCAGCCAGGAAAAACGUCCUGCUCCAUGAUGUAGAGCCGCCCAAUCAACACACAGGACACUGCACUGGGAUAUCCCGUUACUUGAAGGCUAGCUGCCAGUUCUCCUCCACCUCAGCUGACUCCACCCCCCCCCCCCGGGUCCUAAAUAUCCAAUACUGUCUAUUUAUGGCUCUGAUUCCACUGUUAUUUAUCAGUAUUUCCAAUUCCCUUUUGUCAUCCUUGUUUUUCUUUGUGUGUUUGAUUUAAAAAAAAAAAAAAAAGGAUGAGUGGUGGUUUCCUCGUCUUAUAUUUCCCACAAUCCACCCCUCUUCCAUCUCUGUCCACAGCACUGAUGCAAAACACAGAACAUCAUUUAGGUGUAUCAGAAAAAAUGUUUUUUUUUUCCUGUGCUCGGUAAUGACGACAACCGUGACUAAGGCCCAGAGAUAGUAGUGGCUUGAUGCAUCUUCGCUUCCCAUUAUGCAGCUCCCAUAUAGGCAAUGAGCAAUUCUCUGUUUAAAUAACACGAGAUAAGAGAAAUGUCAUGUCUGCCAUGCGUAUGCUCCGAAAAUGGAUAAGUAAACACCGACGUUUCUUCUGAUACAUCACCAGCUGUUUGGUCCCUCCAAUAUAUAACUCUUUUUCUACUUCGUCUCCACACGCAGUACCCACAUCUCUGUCCCUCAGUUUGUUUUCAUAGCAGUUACUGUCAGCCAAAAAUCUGCAUCCAUUUUCUAAUGUUGAAAAUGUUGUACAAAUGUUUUUGAUUGUAAUCAUUAAAGCAAAAAGUGGUUAUGUAAAGCAGGCUUGAGUGUGGAUUAUUACGCUGAUAAUGUGUUUUGUUUUGUUGUUUUUUUUUUUUUGAAGUGAUAAAAA